AUGAAGACCAAAGACGGCUCCAAACCAGAUACAGCCGAAAACCUGCUUUCCACCCUCAACCGCUUAGCUGGCAAGCAGAUGAUCCAAGUUGUGAAGUGGGAGAAGGUACUUCCAGGAUUUAAAAACCUGCCUCUUGAGGACCAAAUAACCCUCAUCCAGUAUUCUUGGAUGUGUCUGUCGUCAUUUGCCUUGAGCUGGAGAUCAUACAAACAUACGGACACCCAGUAUCUCUAUUUUGCACCAGACUUAGUCUUUAAUGAAGAGAAGAUGCACCAGUCUGCCAUGUAUGAGCUCUGCCAGGGGAUGCACCAGAUCAGCCUUCAGUUUGUCCGGCUGAAGCUCACCUUCGAGGAAUACACUGUAAUGAAAGUGUUGCUGCUGCUGAGCACAAUUCCAAAGGAUGGCCUCAAAAGCCAGGCUGCGUUUGAAGAAAUGAGGACAAAUUACAUCAAGGAGCUGAGAAAGAUGGUAACGAAGUGUCCCAGCAACUCUGGGCAGAGCUGGCAGAGGUUCUACCAACUGACCAAGCUUCUGGACUCCAUGCAUGACGAUUUUCAGAACUAUGUUGACUGCUGCUGCUGCUGCUAA
Messenger RNA from Bubalus bubalis (water buffalo), 588 nucleotides. RefSeq names its product mineralocorticoid receptor-like. Bases 1 to 588 code for a protein of 195 amino acids. The transcript has a single exon. NCBI's taxonomy places the organism in Eukaryota, Metazoa, Chordata, Mammalia, Artiodactyla, Bovidae. The record is from RefSeq and is a predicted model, not a curated record.